Messenger RNA from Polyodon spathula (Mississippi paddlefish), 2020 nucleotides. Its product is annotated as transcription factor Sox-7-like. The record is from RefSeq and is a predicted model, not a curated record. The transcript has 2 exons. NCBI's taxonomy places the organism in Eukaryota, Metazoa, Chordata, Actinopteri, Acipenseriformes, Polyodontidae. Bases 313 to 1416 code for a protein of 367 amino acids. Gene Ontology annotation, biological process: anatomical structure morphogenesis; cell differentiation; regulation of DNA-templated transcription. Gene Ontology annotation, molecular function: RNA polymerase II cis-regulatory region sequence-specific DNA binding; DNA-binding transcription factor activity, RNA polymerase II-specific.
GGAGCGCACAACUGCACACAAUCAUCGAGCCUGCUGAUGAAUCAUCUUAAUAUCACCUGCAAAGCAGUAAGCAUAAGAGAGACGAAUUCGGGAUUGCUUGAGAACGUAAGAGGCAGGAAAGAAGACAACACACUAUUUAAAAUUCACUUUUUAAAGUGCAAUAUUCUAUUAAGAACACGUUUUUCAUCUUUAAAAAGUAAUUGAUGAAAAAAUAAGUUUAAAAAAAAUGAUAGUGGUCAACUUAAAACAGAGCAAAUAAACCAAAGCAAAUUCCUAAGUCCCGGAAAGCAUAAAGUACAAAUCAAAACGUAAAUGUCUGCUCUAAUCAGUGCAUGCUCCUUGUGGCCGGAGAGCUUUGAGCGCUCGCCCGGAGAAGAGGACCCUUCAGAUGGACUCACCUCUCAAAGAUCCACGGCGGAUAAGGGUUCGGAACCCCGCAUCAGGAGACCCAUGAACGCGUUUAUGGUUUGGGCUAAAGAUGAGAGGAAAAGACUGGCAAUCCAGAAUCCAGACCUCCAUAAUGCUGAACUCAGCAAAAUGUUGGGCAAGUCUUGGAAAGCCCUGAACCCUUCCCAAAAGAGACCAUAUGUGGAGGAAGCUGAAAGGCUGAGGGUGCAGCACAUGCAGGACUACCCCAACUACAAGUACAGGCCACGGAGGAAGAAGCAGCUUAAGGGUAUCUGCAAGCGAGCCGAUCCCAGUUUCCUACUUAACAACCUUUCUCCGGAUCAGAACUCCAUCCCGGACAACCGUAGACCAGGCCUGGACAAGAAGGAGGAAAGUGGCUACUCCUCCAGUCCAGGUCUCCCCAUCAUCAGAAGUUUUAGGGAGCCUCCAAGCUCUAAUGCCAGCUCUGGUACUUACCCGUAUGGGCUGCCCACCCCACCUGAGAUGUCACCGUUGGACCAUAUAGACCAUGAUCUGUCCUUCUACUCCUCUUCCUGCCCUGAAGAAGCUCGUCCCCAUGGGAACAGACAUACCUACCAUCCCGAAUACACCCAAAGCAACAACCAGUGUGAUGGCCACCUGGGUCAAAUGCCCAUGUCUCAAGCAGGGUCUACUAUGAUUGUCUCUGCUUCCAGCUGCCCACCCCCGCUCUUUUACUACACCCCACCUUAUAACUCCAUGCAGCACCACAUCCUAACCCACCGGGGUCAACUGUCCCCACCUCCAGAGCAACAAAAUCUGGAGACCUUAAAUCAGAUCAGCCAAGCAGAACUCUUAGGAGAGAUGGACAGGAAUGAGUUUGACCAGUAUUUAAACUCCACAGGCCACCCAGAUCACAAUGGGGUGACCAUCACUGGGCACAUCCAGGUCACUCCAGCAGCUUGUACCAACAGUUCUUCAGAAACCAGUCUCAUCUCCGUGCUGGCUGAUGCUACAGCAGCUUACUACAACAACUACGGCAUUUCCUAAACCAUAAAAGGACUACUAAGACAUAAACAUUUUGAUCCAUCUGAACGGUUCAGUAUUUCUACCACAGGCAGAGAAUGAGAGCUAUGAGAGACCUACAGUAGUGAAUUGACAUCUCAGGGUUGCACGGACAAAAAACAAUAAAAUGUAUAAUUUAUUUUAUAUUCAUGUUGUUGAUAAACUCUCCACUGUACUAAACAAGUUUAUGGAACUGGCUGGUGUUGACUGUCAUUGUUUCCUGUAUAGAUGCUGUUAACCCUAUUUAAUGUGUUUACAUAACAAUUGCAUUUUGGUUGUCUUGAAUUUACUUUUUUUGCUAUUGCUGUUGUUGCUUUCCUUGGAGUUUGGGCUUAUGUCUGUAUUACGUAACUGACUUCCUCUCUUUUUUUUUGAAUGACAUGUCUUAUGUAAAUCUUCCUACUACAUGUAAGAAUAUGUCCAUGCUGCAUUCAUUUUGGUGUAAUAUGAAGAAAACACUUACUGUCGUUCUGAUAGCCUGUUGUUACUGGGCUUCUAAAUAUUUACUCGUUAAAAAAAAAAAAAAAGGUUGUUAAUUUAGGCUUGAGAAAUUGAUUACCUUUAAAUAAAAUAUAAACUUUUAUUCACA